UCCGCGAGGAGGAGGAGGAGGGAGAAUUUUUGUGCUCACGUGCACUCGCUGCGCGCGCGCCCCCCAUUCAGCUGAACAGAGGGUGUGAUACAUAAUUCAGUCCCAGCAGCAGAGGGGGGACACCUCAGCCCGUCUCUCCCACCUCCUGUCUGUCUGUCACACCGCGGACGUGCAGCCUCCACACGGUCCAGUCAACCGAGACACCGCCGCGGCCCCAGCCUCCUCCAGGAGCGGGCACAGGGAGCAACCUUGGAGGAAGGACGGACGCUUGUUUGUUGCAGGUAAAGCACAUGACUUGUUCCAGCGGCGCAGGGAGGACGGGGCAGAGCAGAGCAGCAGACACUCAGAGGAGAUCGACAGGAGACGUAAACAUUGCCAUGCCCUGCUUCAUGCACCACUUCCCUCGAUCCGCUCCCUGCUGCCCAGCUCCAGGACAGACGGGUCUGUUCUGAGGGACCCCGGCAGAGCAGAGCGGGAGCAUAACGCUGCUGUCGAGGGUAAAUAUUGUGGUGAAGUUGUGUUCGGGAUAGUGAGGAGGCUGUGACGGGCCCCGCUUUGCACUGAGGCUGUCCUGCAUCCUGACUUUGCUGUGUCCGUGCUGUGCGGCCAUGCUGCAGGCAGCAUCCUCCGACCUGUUCCCGACUUGAGCUGCACCAUCCGGGAUAAACAAGUUCCCCAGAAGGCAGAACAACUACUGCAGCUGCUGGCUCAUGUUUCCGCACCAUUGUUUUUGUACCACUCUUUAUUGUAGCUGAGUGCAAUGACAUUCUGUUGACAAGCAGUUUGGAAUUUGCCCACAAUGCUUCACAUCUAACCUCCAAUCUGCAGAUGUAAGGGAGAGGUGAUCAGACAUUUUCACGCACAGAGUAUCUCAGACACUAAUCGAGCCUGCCUCUGUAUGAGGGACCAGUCUUGUUGUCGUCACUGUUCACAGCUGAUUAACGCAGCACCAUGGGUGCUAAGCAGACCAAAGGCCAGGAGCCUGGAGGAGCCAGCCCUCAGCACAGCUGGAAGCGGACACCCACCAAGGAGCGGGGGGACAUACUGGCAUCCCUCAUGCUCAAGUCCGGGGACCGGCUGAGCCGUGGUGGGACGCCACCGCCUUACCAGCGCCGCAUUGGCAUGAUCCAGGAGAUGAUGCUGAUGGCCAAACAGGGCAAGCAGGACGAGGCCACGGAGAUGCUCAGGACACUGAGACAGGACUUGGGCAUGGAGUCAACGUCCCUGGAUGACGUGUUGUACCGCUAUGCCAGCUUCAGAAACCUGGUUGACCCCAUCACACAUGACCUGAUUAUCAGCCUGGCACGAUAUGUCCACUGCCCCAAGACGGAGGGCGACUCUCUUGGGGCGAUGGAAAAGGUUUGUCGUCAGCUGACCUAUCAUCUCAGCCCCCACUCACAGUGGAGGAGACAGGGCCUGCUCAAGAGGAAACCUCAGGCCUGCCUGAAGGCGGUGCUGUCAGCCCCUCCGUCCAGCGGGGCGUUGGAUCUGUCCGGUAUCCCUCUGGUGGCUCGAGACAUGGAGCGUCUGUGUGCACACCUACAGCGCUAUGCGUCCACGGUGGUCAGCAUGGAGCUGGGCUUCAGCGAGCUGACGGACGAGGCCUUCCUCCUGCUCCUGCCCACGCUGGCCGCCCUGCCACAUCUGGAGACCCUGGCUCUGAAUGGAAACAGGCUGACCAGAACUAUCCUGAAGGAGCUCACUGAUGCACUGAAGGAUCCAGGCAGUUUCCCCAGCGUGACAUGGAUCGACCUGGGCAACAACGUGGACAUCUUCUCCCUGCCACAGCCCUUCCUGGUGAGCCUGAGGAAGCGCUGCCCCAAGCAGGGCAACUUGCCCACCAUCCUGGAGUUCGGAGAGAGUCAGGCCAGUGACCCACCCGAGAGGCUGAGGGGGCUCGAGGAAGAGGAGGAGACAGACGACACAAACCGGACAGAGAGCAUGGGCGAGCUGCGGUCAGAGGUCGAGGAGGAGCUGGACGGCGAGAUGGAGAUAGAGGAGAUGAUGGAGGAGCUGCUGGACUUUGACAGGGAGGUGCAGGGAAAGGAGGACGAGGAAGAGAGCAUGUGGACAGUGCAGGAGCAGAGGAAAGGUGGUAGGGGGCGGGGGAGAAAAGAGGAGGAGGAGGGCAGGGAGAAGGAGGUGAGGAAGAGGGCACAGCAGCCGGGGAAGAGGGCGGUGAUGGCGGAGGACGAUGAUGACACGCAGAGCCACUCCUCCCGUCUGUCCUACUCCAGCCAGUCGCUGCACUCCUCCGGGGCCGUUGAGCCAAUGAGGGUGGAGGAGGACGACUUGACCGACCAAUCAGACCACUUGACCUGAUUGCUGCUCCACACUCUGCUCAUACUUCCCCCUCCUGUAUCGAGUCUGGUGUGACAGGACACGAGAGAGGGCUCCUGCAGAGGCUAACGGAGUGUGCUCAAAGUCAAAGAGGCUGCAGCGGUGGCAGGAUGUGAUCCAUAAUGAACACGCCACUCGAUACUCCCUCCACUCAUCUGAUUCUGGACGAGCCACAGAGACAUUCAGACACUGGCAGAGUGACUGCUGAACCCUGGUGACUGUAACACGAGGAGACAAUCCCCAACAGGACAUCAGCUUUAUCCUAACUGUCGCUAAUACAUAGAUAAUUAUAUCACGUGAGGCUUUUAUGUAUAGAAUGAUAAUCUUUAUUCAGGUCCUUCCUCCUGGUAACCCUGGUAAUACCUACAUGUGCCUGUAACACUUCCCAUAACUGGUUGAGAGAUUCAAAAGAAAAUAUAUAAAAAUUGAGACUCAUACAAAGUAAUCAGGGCCCUUAAUCUUUUUGGAAAAAAAAUUUUUUUUGCCAUAAAAAACUAGUGGAAAUGUUUAAAAUAUCUCCCUCCCACACGCAGCCAGAUGGACCAGAACAUAGACAGGAUUCGAAAGUCAACCCUACAGAUUUGUGGAAAUCAGUUGCUACUCAAGAAACGAGCAGAUGCACAGACAAGUGCACCGAGGAGGAAAUUAGUCAGCUGAAACCAAAAGAAGUAAACAACUUGGCUCAGUGGUCUUAUUGCUAUGUGUCCCCAAGUCCUGGGGGAUCCAGCUGAAAUAUUUAGUAGCCUUUCUUUUCAUAAUCCAGGUCAUGUGUCGCUCUGCGGUACUGUACACGGAUGUGAAUCACAUGUUUACAGUGCCGUGUCUAUAUAUAGGCCGCAGAUAUCUUUAUGUACUAUGUAGCUCUCACCCUGCUAGUGCUUUCCCUCCAUGUUGUCACUUAUAGUCCAUGCAAAGCUUUAAGAACUAACAGUAUUUUUGGAUGUACAGUACAUAGAACAGUAUAUAUAUAUAUAUAUAUAUAUAUAUAUAUAUAUAUAUGUGUGUGUAUAUACAGUGUAUAUACAGUAUGCAGUCAUUUAGAUUAGCCAUUUCAAGAGAAACACCACACAAUUCAAUUGAACCAAAUUUGUUAUUUUUGUGGUCUGGGUUUAGUCAUCAAUGUGUGUGUACUGUACAUGAGUAAUACUUCUAACCUGGGAGUGAAGCCGAGCCUCACUCUCCAAGGAACUUGUGGAAAAAGGUUGUAUUGAUAUGGAAAGUAGGAUUAUGUUAAAGUAGAGAAGUAUUAACUUCCCAUAGACGCUCAUGCUCGAGCAGUUAAAAAUGUGUGUAUGCAGUUUAUACCUCUCUGCAGACAGCUGUCCCGUGCACCAAUACGUCUCAGCCUGUGCAGCCAUUAAAGUUUAAAAUGAAGGCGCUUUGUGAGGCUGUUGCAUCACGAAUCUUCACCUCGGCUGACUCCACCACGGAGGCUGGAGUAAUGCCUGGCUACAGGGGGGGGUGAAAUAACACAAACACUGGGCAGUAUCAUUCGGUGGAAUACAACAAUGCCAAAAACACAAGAGUUCACUUCACCUUGUUUAUGAUAUCAAUGUCGAUGAAUAUCAUCAAAAAACAGCUGUUGUGUUGUUUUGUAUUAUAUAUUCAGGUGUUUGUGUAUAUUUUACAGGGCCUCUCUCCGCUGACUUUACAUAUGAUGCUCAGUGUUGUAAAAAGUACCUCUCGGCCUAUGAAAGCAUUUCUAUAAUAUUUUCUGUGUCGCUGGAAGAGCUCUCUUAAAUCUGAAAAGCAACCAAGACAAUGCUAUGAGGAAGGAAAUCGAACCAACGUGUUGUAUGAUGUGUUGUGAUGUGUUCUGCUCCGAAUAGUGAACACAUAUACAUACACUGGAUGUAGUGCUGCAACUCCAUGGUCAAAUAUGUUUGGUUUUGUACUUUGUAUGUAUAUUAGGGAUUAAUAAACACCCACUAGGGGGUAGCUCACCCAAGGCAGAUCCAUUUUUCUAUAUUGUUUCUCCUUUGAGUGUUGGAGUGGGGGGGUAUAACCGAUCCCACCUGACAUGAGGGAAGAGAGGAAGUGCAGCUCACAAUUCAUUGAACCAUCCACACUCAAAUUCACACUUUUGGGCAAUUUAAAUUAACCUAAACCGCAUGUGAGAGGAAGAGUGUCCAGAGAAAACCCACGUGGGCACAGAUUAUAGGAACAACACAGUUCGAACCCAGCGAGCAACAAUGUCAACCACUGUACCACCGGGCCAUCCAAUAAUCCACUUUUGAACAACGCGAACAGAAGCCAUGCCGACUCGAUGAGGGUACAGUAUUGUAGGUGGUUUUACAUGUGGACGAGCUCCACGAGCUUCUCUACUGCCACAGUGGUGGUGAUCCACGACUGCUGCUAACAUAUCUUUCUGCUACUGCCCCCCACUGGUCAUGUGAUGCACUGCUUUUUAUAGACUCGUCGCACAGCAUUGGGAACCAACUCUCCCAAGAAAAGUCUUGAUGUUAACACAAACACAUGACGAGGGACAGAAAUCGUUUUGUAAAACAAUGAAAAGUUCAAACCCCUAAAAGUCUUUCAAAGUUACAGAAACAGUCGUUCAUAGACCACCGAGUCCUAAUGUCGGAAUAGUGUGUGUGUGUGUGUUUGUAUGUGUGUGUUUGGCGAGGAGGAGGGUUCCUGAACCAGUUUGACCAUCUGAGCCUUUCUGACAGAUUAUAUUGACGACUUCAGGAAACCUCGGCUUCUGCUGUUUGGUUUUUGAACCAUCGCUAAAUCAGGAGCGUUCCCUUUAAAAUAUUGAAGUUGUAGCUUAUUUAUGUAAAAUGAAUUAAAACAAGCCACGUGUUACCCGUCUGUCUAUCAGCUUUACUUCAGCUCUGUACAUGUUUGCACAUGUCUUUGUGGAAAGGUCAGGUACACUUGUCGAGCUGUAUGUCUUGACAGCUGCUUUGCAGUAGUAGCACUGGACCGAAUGACGGCCAGUUUCUCAAAGCAUCACAUGCAGGAAUAUUUUAUUAAAACCACGUUCUGACAAGCAAAAAAUAACUGUAACAAAUCAAAAUACAGCCUGUGACUUACUGAUCCACUUCAAUGUACGGGAGAAACAACAGGACAUUUUAGUAGAAUGAAGAACUAAAUAAUAAUUCAAGUGUUUUUGCAAAUACUGGGUAACAAAGCUACAUAUAUAUAAAAUGUGUGGUAACCACCUUUUCCUUAUCGAAUAAAGAGUAAAAAGGGAAGAAAGGUUCAUAUCACCUACACCUGCACGUUGUAUUAUAGUAUGACUUCAUUAUGUUCUGACUUCUCAGAUGACAAUAGAUCCAGAGCUGCAUGUGAGAACGGUUCUUUACUGCUGCAGCGUACCUGUUAUUCAUUUCCACAGUGAUAUGCUCUCUUGUCACGUCCUUAUUUCAAACAGUGAAGUCGACGACACAAUGUUAAAUCCCUGCAGUGAAGGUGUAGCUAAGCCUUGUGUUGUGUCGCCGUUUUAUAGUGUAAUUUUAUGUUAAUGUUAAUAAUUUUCGCUUUGUUAAUAUGGAUAUGUAUAUACAAUAUACAUAAUAGUUGUUCAUUUCACCUUUCCUCCAUCAUUCCUUGUUAUUUCUCUCUUUUCUCCAUAAUGUUGUAUUCUUCCACUAAACAUAUAUUUAUGAGUCAGUAUAUUUUUAUUAUUUCUCCAAUUGUUUGUGCUCUACUGAGUGCUACUCAAGUUGUACCUGAUUCAAACAACAACACAACUAUGUAAAUCACAGGCUGUGUUAUAAAAUCUCUAAACAUCUGAAUGAAGAUUUUUCUGAAUGACGAGCCUGAUCAAUACACAGUAAUUCAUUUCAUUUGAUUUGGGAAAACUGACUUACAGGCAAGUUUUAAUGGAUAAUGUGAAUAAUCAGCAAAAAAGACAAACAACUAAUUAAAAGUGAUUCAUUGCAAUUUGAAUAUAUAUGCACAGCCUAUGUAGGAAAUCAAAUGUGCAUGGAGAAAUAAGUAAUUUUGAAAUGAAAAUUUAUAUAAUCAUUAAAAAAAUAAAGCCUGAGUCCAUGUAAAGCCUGUGCAUCAAAGUCUUUUAAGCAACCUUUUGUAGGCUGCGUGUGUCUGUGAAUGUAUUGUGAUCAUGAUAUGCAGAUGUCCAUUACGAGAAGAAUCUUCCCUUUAAUCUGCGGCACCUCCACACUGAGCUCUGAGCUUGUGCUGCAUUGAGGUGGAUUUUACACACGGGUCAUUACAGCGAACCCUUUAAACAGAGAGUAGACAUGCCGCCGUGCUGUUCCCAAUCACGCAUGAUUCAUGUGAGACACAAGAAGAACGUCCUUGUGAACCACAGUGACUAUUAGCAUUUGGAGCUAUUGUAUGAAAGGACAGCACGUACUGAUUAUCAAGUAGUGAGUUCAUAUUAACGUUUGAUUAUCGUGAACAGAGUGGAUCCCUGGUUUUAUAGACUGUUGGUCAGUAGAGAUGAGAGGGACGUGCACAUGCUUGUUAAUGUGCUGAAGACAUGCACGUGUCUGCUUUCAUGUUAAGGUCACUGCAGAUCAAAGCGAGGACGUCCCUGCUGGAAUUAGGCCGAUAUAUGAACACAGACUGGGCUUUUAAUUUGUAACCUGUGAUCCAUCACUCAGUGAUAGGAGCGAUUCUGAGCAGUUUGAUCUAUCGCUGACAUCAAACUGAACUCCUGCAGAAAACUUUGAUAUGAUUCCACACAGAGUUUGAAUGGCCAUGGUUCGAUUAACUCAUUCCCCGGGUUUCAACAAGUCAUUUUGGAGAUAAAACAGUGAGAAUAAAGUGUCUGAAGAUGCAAACUGACUGAAACUCUUUGUACCUGUUGGUGCGAUCAGCGUGUUGUUUACCUGCACUGACUGAGCAGGAUGAACUAUGGAUGCUGUACCUGACCAGAGGUUGCGGAGCUGCCGUGCACGUCUUGCCCUAUAGUGCUGUAUUGUGAGAUGUAAAAUAGAAACUAAUGUGAAACCGAAACUCUACGUAUUUCUCUAUAUUCAGUAUACCUCUCAAUUACUCUCUAAACAGUACCUUCCUCUGUCGCUCACCUUUUUCCAACAGCUCCCAUGGAUCUUUUAUUUUCAAGCUAGUUUACUGAGACGAUACAACAGAACCAAUGCUCUGUGGAUUGAUAUAUAGGCCUACAGUAGGUGACACUGUACAACCUAACCUUUUCUGU
Molecule: messenger RNA, 7474 nt
Organism: Paralichthys olivaceus (Japanese flounder)
Lineage: Eukaryota; Metazoa; Chordata; Actinopteri; Pleuronectiformes; Paralichthyidae
Gene: lrrc75a
Product: leucine rich repeat containing 75A
Source: RefSeq, a predicted model, not a curated record